Suhomyces tanzawaensis NRRL Y-17324 is the source of this 1749-nucleotide messenger RNA. RefSeq lists its product as uncharacterized. Gene Ontology annotation, molecular function: kinase activity. The transcript has a single exon. The record is from RefSeq and is a predicted model, not a curated record. Gene Ontology annotation, biological process: carbohydrate metabolic process. Bases 1 to 1749 code for a protein of 582 amino acids. NCBI's taxonomy places the organism in Eukaryota, Fungi, Ascomycota, Pichiomycetes, Serinales, Debaryomycetaceae.
AUGGCCACCAUAGGCAUAGAUAUCGGGUCCAGCUCGGUCCGGCUCUGUUACAAUGACAUCACUGUUGAUCCUGUCAUCUUUGAAUCAUGGUCAUUACCCAUUUCGAUCAAUCACAAUCAAAAUUGCAUCACCCAGUCUACAGGCGAGAUCUGGGCCGCCAUAUUGGACCUCUUCAAGAGGGUGAAUCAUUCCAAUGUGUCUGCUAUAUCCAUCACUGCCACGUGCUCCAUGGUGGUGGUGGAGCAGGCUGAAGACGGGACGCUCAGGGGGGUCAGUUUAGGUUCCGAAGACAUUGGAGGUUUCUCCGACACCGACGAUGUGCUCAUGUGGAUGGACCACAGGGCUGCAGUUCAGGCCAAGGAGUUGACUGUGCUGCUCGACAAGUCACUCAAAGAGGCAUGGAGAAUUGGUGAUAGGGCAGUUCCAGAAUUGGGGCUCCCCAAGCUCAAAUGGCUUGCGGAUAAGUGCCCAGAGCGUGAAUUGAUCUGUUUCGAGCUUCAUGAUUGGUUUACCUACCUAUUGCUCACCAACGGGGACGCUGUGGAUGUUUCUAGGGUGGUCAGCGAAUUUUCAGACCAGUCGUAUGCAUUUGAUUGCUCGAUCAAAGGGUGGUCCAGGUCAAUGCUAGCACGGUAUGGGAUCGGAUCAAAUAUCCUGGUGGGCCAUAGUGGCAUCAACUUACGUGCUGGUGAGUUUCUCCCGUCUGCUGGUACUGUGCUUGGUAACUUACAUGACAAUCUUGUUGGAUCGCUCAGCAAGCAGCCCAUCAAAGUUGUGAAUGGGUGCAUCGACUGCUAUGCCGGGUGGUUUGCUACCAUCAUUGCCCCUGAGGAUCUCUUCAGCUCCCGCCCGUCCACGGCCAAUUUGUCGAUGGUAGCCGGAACAUCUACGUGCUUUUUGCUCUCGCAAUAUGGAAAUGUGCACCCUCAAGUUCCAGGAAUUUGGGGCCCUUUCAACCAGUUCUUGAGUCUGCCACAGUUAGGCUUGUAUGAGUUUGGCCAGCCUGCAACAGGAAAGCUUUUUGAGAGGUUAUUUUUGAAUUUCAAAGCCCUAACCUACGAUGCUAACGGCCUCAGGCUGGGAAUUUUUGAAGAGCUUGAGGCAAAAACUGUCGAGCUCGAACGCACACGAGGUACCUCAACCCACCAGCUCCUUCGGUACUAUUUUUAUUACGGGGAUGUGUUCGGAAACCGCAGUCCAUACAACGACUUUUCAAUGGGGGAAAUGAUCAUAGAUGGGGGUAAUGCCGCCAAUUGGACGAACCUCCAGCACCCCAACGAGAUGGCUAGCCCCGAGACCCGCUUGGUGAUCCACUUCAACUUGAUUCUUGAAUUUUUGUCGUUUCAAACAAAACAAUUAAUUGACAAAAUGGUGGCCAGCGGAUCGUGCAUCACUGGGUUGGUUGUUUGCGGGUCUCAGAGCAAGAACACACGGUUUCUACAGUUAUUGGCUAGCGUUACGGGCAUUGAUGUGCAUCGCAUCCAUGACGGAUAUGAUGAGUUUAGAGUGGUGAAAGGUGCGUCGAUCCUCGCAGCCUUGGGUCACCAAUUGCAUGUUGGUGAUGGGUGCAAGGCCUACCAGGAAGUGGUGAAGGAUACCCUUGAGGGGUACGUGCCACGGGAGGUCGAGAUCAUCAAGCCUCAGGACCACGACAAAGCGUUGCUCCAGGCCAAAUUCGAGGUCUUUCUCGACAUGGCCAGCCAGCAGCUCCGGUACCGGGAAAAGAUCGAUCUGGCUGAACAGAACUAG